AGGCACGUGGUUAAGCUCGCAGGAGGUGGAUUCCAUCGGUGUUAAUUUCAGUUCCUUUUGUAAGAAGAGCUCAGAAUCAUAAGAGGGAAACUUGCCCCAAAGAUGAGCCUCGCAUGUACAACCUUGGCCAGCUUCCUCCUGAUUUUCAUUGUUUCCAACAAAGGUACAGUCUCUCAAAUUACUGAGGUUGUCUGGGGCACCGUGGAUCAAAACAUCAACCUGGACAUUCCUGAACUUUCAAAACAUGAUAAUGUAGAUCAUAUACGAUGGCAGAAGAAUGAAAACAAGAUCGCAGAAUUUAAAAAAGACAAAGCAACUCACCCCGUGAAAGACACAUACAAGAUGUUACCAAAUGGAACUCUGAGAAUUAAAGAUCUGAAGAGAGAUGAUGAGGGUACCUACAAGGUAACUGUCUAUGCUACGGAUGGAAAAUACAUGCUGGAGAAAAAAUUUGAUUUGCAGAUUCUAGAUGGGGUCUCAAAACCUGUAAUCUCCUGGAGCUGUGCCAACAAAACGGUGACCUGUGAGGUAGCAGAAGGAAGUGACCCUAAGUUAAAACUGUAUGUAAAUAAGUCCACUGCCAGAGAAGGUCGUCAGAAGGUCAUCCUGUGGAAGUGGAGCACCAAAUGGAGCACAUUAUUCAAGUGUGUGGCCAGUAACAAUGCCAGUGAGCAAAUCAGCAUGGUGACCAUCAGUUGUACGGGGCAAGGUCUGGAUAUCUAUCUCAUCAUCGGCAUCUGCGGAGGCGGCACCGUCUUCCUCAUCUUCAUAGCACUACUCAUAUUCUACACCAGCAAGAGGAAAAAGCAGAGCAGCAGGAGAAAUGAUGAGGAGCUGGAGAUAAGAGCGAAGAGAGCGAGCCCCGAGGAAAGGGGCCGGAAGCCCCAUCCAUUUCCAGGCUCAACUCCUCAAAAUCCGGUCAUUUCCCAAACUCCUCCAAUGCCUGGUCAUCGUUCUCAGGCACCUACUCCUCGUCCCGGGCCUCCUGGCCCCCGUGUCCAGCACCCACAGAAGAAGAGGCCUCCUCCUACCCCGGGCAUACAAGUUCACCAGCAAAAAGGCCCUCCCCUCCCCAAGCCUCGAGUUCAAACAAAACCUACCCAUGAGGCCAAAGAAAACUCAUAACUCUGUCUCCUGACGCAGUUGUCCCUUCCCUCUAAUUAAAAGGGAACAGAAACUGUCCUUUCCUGUAAAAGGCACUGUGGAGUUUCUCCACUCCAGGCGCGCAUGCUAGCCACUUCCAUCAAUCGUGCUCUGCAGGGGGACCGGGACAGCUCCCAAGCCCAAGACCCACAGCCCUGUCUGCACCAUCUAACUCAGCCCUGAGGCCUGACAUCUGGAGUCUCUGGCCUCCUCCACCACUCCAGGAAGGGAAAAACCGUCAAAGAGUACGGAUUAGGAUGAUGGGUGAGCACAAAAUCCUGGAGAUCUCUCAGCCUCUGUCUCACACCAUAUGCAGGCAUCAGAUAUCAAGCAGAGGGUGUGGCCGUGUCUUGUUGCAAGCAGCCUGCCUGCUGGAGACAUGCUUGUCAUUUGCUCACCUCAUUGGGAGUAGAAGUGAAAUAAAAGGCUUGACCUGA
This is a messenger RNA of Phacochoerus africanus (Common warthog), 1580 nucleotides long. It is a transcript of the gene CD2, whose product is annotated as CD2 molecule. The record is from RefSeq and is a predicted model, not a curated record. Gene Ontology annotation, biological process: cell-cell adhesion; positive regulation of type II interferon production. Bases 103 to 1125 code for a protein of 340 amino acids. Gene Ontology annotation, cellular component: membrane. Gene Ontology annotation, molecular function: signaling receptor binding. Lineage: Eukaryota; Metazoa; Chordata; Mammalia; Artiodactyla; Suidae. The transcript has 5 exons.